Molecule: messenger RNA, 3275 nt
Organism: Pseudogymnoascus destructans
Lineage: Eukaryota; Fungi; Ascomycota; Leotiomycetes; Thelebolales; Thelebolaceae
Gene: CYM1
Product: metalloprotease
Exons: 1
Coding region: 44-3133 (1029 amino acids)
Biological process (GO): protein processing
Cellular component (GO): mitochondrial matrix
Molecular function (GO): metal ion binding
Source: RefSeq, a predicted model, not a curated record
UACAUAUCGGCACUGCAGCUUUUUCGUUGGAAGGGCCGCAAACAUGCUUCGAAAUGCAUCCAAUGUCGUCCGGAAGGCGGUUACUGAGCUGGCUCAGCUUCCUAAGCCUGGCGAGCAAAUCCAUGGCUUUACUCUCCUCCGCGCCAAACAUAUCCCUGAGCUGGAGUUGACAGCAUUGCACCUGCAACACGACAAGACCGGAGCAGACUAUCUCCACGUUGCGCGCGACGACAAGAACAAUGUCUUCUCUAUCGGAUUCAAGACGAACCCUCCGGAUGAUACGGGCGUGCCUCACAUUCUGGAGCAUACAACGCUCUGCGGGAGUGAGAAAUACCCAAUCCGUGACCCUUUCUUCAAGAUGCUCCCCCGGACACUCUCGAAUUUCAUGAACGCCUUCACAGCAUCAGAUCACACCUUUUACCCCUUCUCAACAACAAACGAACAGGACUUUAAGAACCUGAUGUCGGUCUAUCUGAACGCGACACUACAUCCUUUAUUAAAGAAGAGCGACUUCACACAAGAGGGCUGGCGCAUUGGUCCGGAGAACCCGCUGGCCAUUAAGGAGAAGUCUGAGGGCACAGCAGAAGGAAGCAACCUUGUAUUCAAGGGUGUUGUUUACAAUGAGAUGAAGGGCCAGAUGUCAGAUGCAAGAUAUCUCUACUAUAUCCGAUUCCAGGACCACAUAUUUCCUGCCAUCAACAACUCUGGCGGAGACCCACAGAAGAUCACGGAUUUGACAUACGAGCAACUAAAGGAUUUCCACGCCCAGCAUUACCACCCUAGCAAUGCGAAGCUCUUCACAUACGGAGAUAUGCCUUUGGCUGACCAUCUUCGAGAGGUCAAUGCCCAACUGAGCGCAUUCGAGCGUAUCAAGGAGGACGCGGAAAUAAGGAGGCCUAUCGACCUUUCGGAUGGACCGAAACAUGUUGUUAUGCCCGGCCCAAUAGACCCAAUGGUGGACAAGGAUAUGCAAUACAAGACUUCGACAUCGUGGUUGAUGGGAGAGUCGACCAACAUCGUUGAAUCGUUUUCUCUCGGGAUCAUGUCCGCCCUGUUAAUGGACGGUUACGGUUCGCCACUUUACAAGAACCUCAUUGAGGCUGGACUAGGCACGGAAUGGAGUCCAAAUGCCGGCUUUGACAACUCAGGGCGCAUUGGCAUUUUCUCGAUUGGCCUGACUGGCGUCAAGGAGGCAGAUGUACCGAAGGUGAAGGAGGCCAUUCACAAGACCCUCCAGGAUGUACAAAAGACUGGGUUUGAGCAGAGCAAGAUUGAGGGGUAUCUUCAUCAACUGGAGCUCACAUUAAAGCACAAGUCUGCGAGUUUCGGAAUGGGCCUUAUGCAAAGGAUCAAGCCUAAGUGGUUCGAGGGUGUCGACCCCUUCGAGUCUCUCGCGUGGAAUGAUACCGUCGCUGCGUUCCAGGCUGAACUAGCCAAGGGCCAAUACCUAGAAGGGCUAUUGGAAAAGUACCUGCUCAACGAUAAAACGUUGACAUUUACCAUGACUCCUUCUGCUACAUACGGCGAGGAACUCGUAUCCGAGGAAGCCGAGCGUCUCUCGCGCAAAAUUGAAGAGGCAUCCAAAGCAGCGGGCAGCGAAGCCAAAGCUCGCGAACAGCUUGAAAAGCAGGAAUUGGAGUUGCUGGAGGAGCAAGGCAAAUCCAACACGCAGGAUUUGAGCUGCCUGCCGAGUGUCCACGUUGCAGACAUCCCUCGCCAGAAGGAAUUCGUUAGUUUCUCGGAGAGAAAUCUCCAAGGCGUGAAGUUACAGCUGAGAGAUGCGCCAACGAACGGACUCACGUAUUUCAAGGCUAUCAACACUUUCGAGAACCUCCCCGAAGAGUUGAGGCAGUUGAUCCCCCUAUUCACCGACGCCAUCAUGCGACUAGGCACGAAGGACAUGUCAAUGGAGCAAAUCGAAGAUCUCAUCAAGCUCAAGACCGGCGGCAUAUCAACCGGAUACCACACCUCCUCCUCCCCCCUAGACUUCCACUCCGCCUCCGAAGGCAUGAUCUUCUCCGGCACAGCCCUCGACCGCAACGUCACCGACAUGUACCGCAUCCUGCGCAUGCUCAUCCUCGACACCAACUUCGACAGCCCGUCCGCCGAGUUACGCAUCCGCCAACUCCUCCAAGGCUCCGCCGACGGCGUCGUAAACAACAUCGCCUCCUCCGGCCACGCCUACGCCCGCGGCGUCGCUGAAGCAGGCCUCUCCCCCGCCGCCCGCCUCCGCCAACAAGUUAGCGGCCUCUCGCAGGUCCAACUAAUCACCUCUCUCGCCUCGCGCCCUGAGUCCCAAGGCCUCGCAGACGUCAUCGCAAAGCUGAAAGCUAUCCAGCAACUCGCCCUCUCCGGGACCAGCACCUUCCGCACCUCGCUAAUCUGCGGUUCCGAGAGCGUAACCUCCAACGAGGCAGCGCUGCAAUCUUUCCUCUCCUCCCUCCCCCAAGACUCCGCGGCUCCCACCACCCACAAACCCGCGCCGGUAUUCGCGCGGAAUACGAAAACCUUCUACCCCCUACCUUACCAAGUCUACUACGGUGCCCUCGCCCUCCCAGCAGUCUCCUACACCUCCCCCUCCGGCGCCCCGCUGCAGAUCCUCGCCCAGCUGCUGACGCACAAGCAUCUGCACCACGAGAUUCGCGAAAAAGGUGGUGCUUAUGGCGGCGGUGCUUACUCGCGCGGCUUGGACGGGAUCUUCGGGUUCUACUCGUACCGCGACCCUAAUCCAGUUAAUACGAUGAGUAUCAUGCGUAACGCCGGCAGAUGGGCGACGGAGAGGGAGUGGACGGCCCAGGAUCUGGAGGAGGCGAAGUUAUCGGUCUUUCAGAGUCUGGAUGCGCCGGUGUCGAUUAAUUCUGAGGGGAUGGAUGGGUUUGUGUCCGGGAUGACUGAGGAGAUGAUUCAGCAGCGCAGGGAGAGGUUGUUGGAUGUGACGAAGGAGGAGGUGAGGGAGGUGGCGCAGAAGUAUAUUGUUGAGAAUCUCGAAAAGGAAGAGGCGAGGAUGGUGUUUUUGGGUGAGAAGAAGGCGUGGGCGGAUGAGACGUGGGAUAUUCAGAAUAUGGGGAUUGCGCAGGAGGCGGAGGUGGUGGCGGAGGAGGGGAUGAAGGAGGCUAGUGCGCAAGGGGCAUGAUGUUGAAAAUUUCGUUGGCAUGUAUGUAUGAUUCCCACUCCCCUCUGCUUUGAUAUCGAUGGAUAUAGAUGGUAUGGGCAUUUCAGCGACAUAUAUGUAUAGAUAUGUACUUAUAUAAUGUACGAUUAUUCUAACCGGGUGG